Lathyrus oleraceus (garden pea) is the source of this 309-nucleotide messenger RNA. Its product is annotated as secreted RxLR effector protein 161-like. The transcript has a single exon. Bases 1 to 309 code for a protein of 102 amino acids. The record is from RefSeq and is a predicted model, not a curated record. Lineage: Eukaryota; Viridiplantae; Streptophyta; Magnoliopsida; Fabales; Fabaceae.
AUGGAUCUUGACUAUUUGACGAGUAGACCGAGUAACGAGCACUGGCAAGCUAUUGAGCGAGUCAUGUGGUUCCUUAAAAAGACCAUGGAUCUCGACCUACAUUAUAAGAAGUUUACUGCUAUAGUGGAAGGGUACAAUGAUGCAUAUUGGAACACCUUAGCGGAUGAUUCCAAAGUUACUAGUGGCUAUAGAUUUAGUAUAGCUAGAGGAGGAGUAUCUUGGAAAUCAAAGAAACAGACUAUCCUGGCUCAGUCCACAAUGGAGUCUGAGAUGAUAGCACUAGCCACAACUACUGAAGAAGCAAGUUAG